AUGGCUAGUACCUCUGGUUUUCUCCUCACCAUUUCCUUACUCCUCCUCGGCACCGCGACUCAUAUCACCUCCGUGUCGGCCUACUCUGCAAGCGGCGUGCACGGCUUGACCUGGAUACCGACGACGACGAACGAGUCCGGAAGCAGCUGUCGGGGGUCAACAGCCGAGUGCAUGGCAAACGACAUGGAUGAUGGGCUUGAGUUAACCAGGCGCAUGUUGCAAACGGCGAACACACAGUACAUAAGCUACGGAGCACUUCAGAGGGACACUGUGCCGUGCUCUCUAAGGGGCGCGUCGUAUUAUAACUGUCAGCCGGGAGCGCAAGCCAACCCAUACAACCGAGGCUGCAGCGCCAUAGCUCGCUGCCGGGGUUAA
Messenger RNA from Hibiscus syriacus, 375 nucleotides. RefSeq names its product protein RALF-like 1. NCBI's taxonomy places the organism in Eukaryota, Viridiplantae, Streptophyta, Magnoliopsida, Malvales, Malvaceae. The transcript has a single exon. Bases 1 to 375 code for a protein of 124 amino acids. The record is from RefSeq and is a predicted model, not a curated record.